AUGAACUACACAGUACUUCUGACUCUAAUCCUGCAGUUGUUAGUGCCCAUGGUGCUAACUUCAUUCGGUAACUCUUCAACAAAAAUGGGCUUGAUGAAUAACUGCUCCUUCGAACACAACUUAUGCAACAAAACGGGACGCGAUAUUAGUCGAGAACAAAAACUGAAGAAAAUUGUGGAUCGCUAUCCAGUUCUGCACUCCUUUUUCACCGAUGGAACUGUCUUCGAAGCAGGAGAGCCACCUGGUGAUUUCACAAGAGAUGGAGUGAUUAAUCUUGUUCCGUACGAAGAGUACCGAAGUGUAUGUUGGACAGAAGAUGUGACCUAUGUUCCUUCCGAGGUGAAAACUGUCGACUCUGUACGCAAAAUUAUUGUUAACGAUGAUACAAAUAAACAGGUCGUAAAAGUUAAAAUAUGCAGAAAAUCCAGAUACAAAAACCACUGCACGAGUUUGACAGGUUUUGAUUCUUAUCGGGAGGCUAGAUGUGAACAGAGAUGGAGUACUAUUAUACUGUUAGCAAUAGAUGAAGAGACUGAAACUCUUGAGCACGUCCGUGUGAAAAUACCAAGUGCCUGUGUAUGUACCGUCAAGCAUACAGAACAUUAAAUUUUCGUUGACAGCUGUUGACAUUUUAAAAACUCACUGGAGUCGUCGAAACAGUACUGUCACGUGAUAUUUGGUGUAAAAAGAGGUGUUGAUGGAUUUUCAAAAAGUGUAAUUUUUAGUUAUUUGCAGAAAUUGUAUGAGCUAAUGUUUUAAGGAGAACUAAUUGAAAUUGUAA
This is a messenger RNA of Zophobas morio, 781 nucleotides long. RefSeq lists its product as uncharacterized. The record is from RefSeq and is a predicted model, not a curated record. Gene Ontology annotation, cellular component: extracellular region. Gene Ontology annotation, molecular function: Toll binding; growth factor activity. The transcript has 4 exons. Lineage: Eukaryota; Metazoa; Arthropoda; Insecta; Coleoptera; Tenebrionidae. The coding region runs from base 1 to 606 and encodes 201 amino acids. Gene Ontology annotation, biological process: central nervous system formation; innate immune response.